UCUCCUCCUCCUUUAUUAUCUGAUAAAAUUCCUUGCAUAUUUCUCUGUUUUGUGUUUUCUGUGAUUCUUUUCGUUUUGUGGUUGCAUCAGAGGGCGUUUAUAAAGUUUUGUGUUGAAUCCUUUGCUUUCAAUCCAGAUUUGAACUCUACCCACUUCUCAUCUCCCUGUUUUCCAGCCACAUAAAUCAAAGGAAAAAAGAAAAAGAAGGAUUUGAAUCUUUGAUUCAAAUCUGGGUUCUUUAUGUUUUUGACUGGUUUCCUAGGUCUGGGUUCUCUUCACUGGAGGCUUGCUGCAACUUUCCAGGGAGAAUUGGGUGUUGAAUUCAAGUUCCAAGAAACUAACUAUUUUAAUGAGCUAAGAUGGCGGUCAAUUCUAAGCUAAAAUGGGUUGCAUUAUUUGUAUUGGCUUUAUCUUUGGUAUCGUUGGUUGCCCAUCUUUCAAUGACAAAGUUUUCAAGUGUGAAUUUAGCCCAGUAUAACGCAAACGAAGCUUUAAUCCAUGCUAUUCCUAAUAUUGGAUCACCAUUGGAGGUUAAAAGAAAUAAGAGGCUAUGGGGUGAAUUGAGGUCUCUGGAGUCUUUGCAGCCAUAUGCAAACCCCAGAAGCAGCUAUCCUGCUCCGGAUGAAAAUAGCGACAGUUUCAUAUAUGCAAAAAUAUUUGGUGGAUUCGAGAAGAUAAGAUCUUCGAUCAGUGAUCUUGUCACCAUAUCCAGGCUUCUAAAUGCUACUCUUGUAAUUCCUGAGAUACAACAAAGUACCCGUUCAAAAGGCAUCAGUUACAAAUUCAAGAGUUUUACCUAUAUUUAUGACGAGGAGGAGUUCAUUCUAUCACUUAAAAAUGAUGUGAAUAUUGUAAAAACCCUGCCAGAGCAUUUGAAGCAUGCAAGGAAGAGGAGAAAGUUCCCUAUUUUCAAGCCUCGAAAUUCUGCUUCGCCAAAUUUUUAUGUCAAAGAAGUUUUGUCAAAAUUGAAGAAAGACAAGGUUGUCGGCUUGAUUAUCACAGAUGGAGGGUGCCUGCAGUCUAUUCUUCCACCUAGUAUGUCCGAGUUUCAGAGGCUUAGAUGCAGGGUUGGAUUUCAUGCACUCCAGUUUCGACCUGAAAUUCAGAUCCUUGGCCUCCGGAUUUUGGAGAGGCUACGGGCAUCGGGACAACCUUUCAUAGCGUAUCAUCCAGGUUUAGUAAGAGACACAUUGGCAUAUCAUGGUUGUGCUGAACUUUACCAGGAUGUUCAUACAGAACUUAUACAAUACCGACGGGCACAGUUGAUCAAGCAAGGGAUCAUUAAUGAUGAACUAAGAGUCGAGUCACACAUGCGAAGAGAAAAUGGUUCAUGCCCUCUUAUGCCUGAAGAGGUUGGGCUUCUUCUUCGUGCGAUGGCCUAUCCUUCUCAAACAAUUAUAUACCUGGCAGGAUCAGAAACUUUUGGCGGUCAACGUCUUCUGAUCCCUCUACGUGCUUUGUUUCCAAACCUAGUAGAUCGCACUACGUUGUGCAGCAAGACAGAGUUGUUUGACUUAGUCGGUCCUGAAGCCCCUCUUCCUGCUGAUAUUUUUCGACCACCUCUUCAAAACAGUGAACAGCAAGUUAUUGAUGAGUGGAAAAAGGCUGGUCCACGGCCCCGUCCUCUUCCUCCACCUCCUGAUAGGCCCAUAUACCAACAUGAGAAAGAAGGUUGGUAUGCCUGGAUUACGGAGACCGACAAAGAACCUGACCCUUCACCUAUGGAUCUUAGGAAGCAAGCUCACAGGUUAAUUUGGGAUGCUCUCGAUUAUAUUGUCUCUGUGGAAGCAGAUGCAUUUGUUCCUGGUUUUAGCAAUGAUGGUAGUGGAUGGCCAGAUUUCUCAGGCUUGGUUAUAGGACAGAGGUUAUACGAGAGAGCUUCUUCUAGGACUUACCGACCAGACAGGAAAAAAAUUGCUGCACUUUUCAACAUUACGCGUGACGAUAUGUACCAUCCGAAGCGUAAUUGGACGCUGUCUGUUAAGGAACAUCUCAACAGAAGUUUGAGUGAAGACGGCCUCAUCAGGCAAUCACUGUUGUCGAAGCCAAAAUAUUUUCUAUCACAUCCACUUCCCGAAUGCUCUUGUAGGAUCCCAUCCGUUGAAAUUCCAAAACAAAUAAAAGGCAAAGAUGGCAGAAUUCUAUAUGGAGGCGAAGAAGAGUGUCCCAAAUGGAUGCAUUCGGCUAGGGCCAGAGGCGCUACAGACGUUGACAAGGAAUUAGCAGAAGAUUAUGAUGAUGCAGUCGAACAGCUAGAAUCCGAUGUAACUGAUGUCACAAGUAGCUUAACGUCGCUGAUUGAUCAUGACGAAGAAUGGGAUCCUAAUGACUAACAGAUGAUACAAUCUACUCUCAAGCAAAUUCGAUUUUGGGUGAGUUGUUCUGGAAUGAAAUUCUUUUUCCUUCACUUGGGAGUUUCAGAUAAACAAGUAGUUAAGGACUUUCGUCUUUAUUGGCAGUGACAAAGAAAACCAAAGUGUUAUUUUUAUAUUGGCUUUAUACCGUCAUGGUUGGAAGAAAUACAGCCGUUGGCAUAAAAAUGCUGCUUCUUACU
This is a messenger RNA of Hibiscus syriacus, 2554 nucleotides long. Its product is annotated as protein EMBRYO SAC DEVELOPMENT ARREST 30-like. The transcript has 11 exons. The record is from RefSeq and is a predicted model, not a curated record. The coding region runs from base 360 to 2333 and encodes 657 amino acids. Gene Ontology annotation, cellular component: chloroplast; Golgi apparatus; cytoplasm. NCBI's taxonomy places the organism in Eukaryota, Viridiplantae, Streptophyta, Magnoliopsida, Malvales, Malvaceae.